Messenger RNA from Plasmodium inui San Antonio 1, 1731 nucleotides. Its product is annotated as O-sialoglycoprotein endopeptidase. Gene Ontology annotation, biological process: tRNA threonylcarbamoyladenosine modification. Gene Ontology annotation, cellular component: EKC/KEOPS complex; cytoplasm. Lineage: Eukaryota; Apicomplexa; Aconoidasida; Haemosporida; Plasmodiidae. The record is from RefSeq and is a predicted model, not a curated record. The transcript has 2 exons. The coding region runs from base 1 to 1731 and encodes 576 amino acids.
AUGAUGAAUGGCUCCACCGCGGAGGGUCCCUGCACCUUGCCGCAACCACCCAAGUACAUCCUCGGACUGGAAGGGAGUGCAAACAAACUGGGGGUCAGCAUCAUAAAUAGCGACUUUCAAAUUCUGAUAAACAUGAGAAGAACCUACGUCUCCGAAAUUGGCUGUGGAUUUAUCCCUAGACAAAUUAACGCGCACCACAAGUAUUAUAUCAUCGAGAUGAUUAGAGACUGUCUCGAUAAAUUGAAAAUAAAGAUAACCGACAUACAUUUAAUAUGCUACACGAAAGGGCCAGGCAUUGGCUCCGCCCUCUACAUUGCCUACAACAUAAGCAAAUUCUUUUCCCUUCUCUUUAACAUUCCCGUUAUCGGAGUCAACCACUGCAUUGCCCACAUCGAAAUGGGCAUUUUCAUAACGAAGCUUUAUCACCCUAUCAUUUUAUACGUCAGUGGAAGCAACACACAGAUCAUUUACUUCAACGAUCACAAGAAGAGGUACGAAAUCAUCGGAGAGACGUUGGACAUAGCCAUUGGAAAUGUCAUCGACAGGUCCGCCAGGAUUCUCCGAAUUUCCAAUUCUCCUUCACCUGGGUAUAAUGUGGAAAUCUUGGCUAGGAAGAAAUAUCUCUUAAAUUUGGAGAAAAAAAAAAAAAAAAGCCUCAAUGAUGAUUCUAAUACGCCAAAUGAUUCCAACACGCCCUAUAUGCCCAAUAAGCCAAUGAGGGCGGACCCGUGUGACUACACCGAACUGCUCUUCUUCCCCUACACCAUAAAAGGGAUGGACAUCUCGUUCAGCGGGUACGACUACUACGUGAGUAAGUAUUUCUCCAGGUAUUUAACCAAGCGAGGCAAAAAGGGGAUGGACGGCGACGGGGGAAAGCCACCAAUGGGCGAUCAAGACGCCCCUAAGAGGAAGAAGUGGCACGACGGGGAAGAAGCCAACGAGGGGAAACAGUACCGGGGGGAAACCGACCAGGGAGGAAAAAGCGAUGCGGACGUCAACGGGGAGGAAGAUGACUAUGGAGAGGGCGACGCAGACGGAGGAGACGAAAACGUAGGAAACGCUAUCCGAGGAAACUCUAUGGGAGGCAACCCAAAUGAUGGCGGCACGCAACACUUUCCGCAGCCCAACUUGAGCAUUCACGCGGGCGUGCAGGGCAGCUCCUACUACGAAGAGAAUGUCAUCUGCAGCAUCGUCGGGAAGAAGAAUUACGGGGAGGACGAUCAUUACGCGGAGGACGACGACGGAGCCAUCGAGACGGACAGCGAUUUUUUCGACUCCAGCUCCGACGGUGGCGCGGCGGGGAGCGACAAAGAAGGGGUGGGGAACCUUUCCAGCCCACCCAUCGAAGAGCAACCACACAACAGCGCCAACCUAACGGACGAAGAGAAGCGGAAAAUACAAAUCUGCUACAGCCUGCAACACCACAUAUUCAGCAUGCUCAUCGAAAUCACCGAACGAGCCAUCGCCUUCACGAACAGCAAGGAGGUCAUCAUCGUGGGGGGAGUUGGCUGCAACGUUUUCCUACAAAACAUGAUGAAGAAAAUGGCAAAACAGAAAACUAUCAAAAUUGGAUUUAUGGAUCACAGCUACUGUGUGGACAACGGUGCCAUGAUUGCCUACACGGGGUACCUUGAAUUUUUGAAUACCAAAAAUAGGGAAAUCUACAAUUUUAAUAAUAUAAGUAUCCACCAGAGGUAUCGGACCGACGACGUGCUCGUGACGUGGAGGUAG